UGAACGCUUGUUUUUUUCUACAAACCCAACCGCCUCUUUUAUUCUUCUCAUUAUUUAUUGUGUCUUCUUCUUCUUUAUUCCUCGAAGGAUCAUCGAUCAGUGAUGAUCUCUUUCUCUCCAGCUCCACGAUGCAUGAUCUCUCCCCCGUCGAUGGUUUCAUGGACGUGAAGGAGGGCGUAGACGAGAUGAUCAAGUAUCUUGCCAACGAGCCUUCGGUUGGGCUCUUUUUUGUCCAGCAGCAUGCCCAGACCUCCAUGCCUUACCUCCUUGGUGUCAAGGACAAGGUCAUGGAGAAGAUACAUGAAGUAACCUUGCAUACAGAAGAUAUUGAGGACUCCAUCCAUGUUGUGAAUUCAAUGUCAGAAUGUGGACUUUCUAUUGCUAAUGACAUGAUUCAAGACAUAAAUAGAUCUCUACUUAUAAUGUCAACAUCGCAACCAAAGAGAGGGUUGAUCCAAAAUCCAUUGUCUGGUUUUUAUACAGACAGAAGCAGUUCAAACUGGGCAACAGAUUCUGAUGCUUAUGCAGGCAGUAACCAGGAUGACAGUAAAAGUGGACGUAAUUACAUCUCCACUUUCUUCAAUUCAGCGAAGCAGAAAGUUGCUGGCGUCAAAUGGUCUCCCCCAAACAAGGGGCCGUUUGAAAGCGUAAAAUUUGAGCCUAAUGCUGACUCUCAUACUUCAAAUAAGAUUACAACAUCUGCAACUGAUUGUGGAACCAAUCAGAAUCUUGUUAAUGUUGAUGUAGAAGAGUUGCCUUUAUCAAGCAAUUUUAUAAAUGAUAAACAUGAGGAGCAAGAGUCCAGUAGUAGGCAUUUGCGAGAUGAUGACGGGCGCACCCGCAGCGUUGGGUGAUACUUUUGAUAAAUUCAAAUCUGACCAAGAGGCCAAGCUAGAGAAAUGGCUUCAAGAAGCCUAAAUAUGAGUGUGCUUAUUAUAGGAAAUUUUGUAAAUCAAACGUUUAUCUCAAAUGCUAGAUGAAAAAGGAAACAGUAUUUUAUGAAAUGCUGACUGAUUUAAUGUACACACUAUUUUUAUUACAGGCCAGUGAGUGUGCAUGGAUGAAAUUUGUAAUGCAUUCUUACCUGUUUUGUAUCA
Messenger RNA from Dioscorea cayenensis subsp. rotundata (Guinea yam), 1097 nucleotides. RefSeq lists its product as uncharacterized. The transcript is spliced from 4 exons. Bases 129 to 854 code for a protein of 241 amino acids. The record is from RefSeq and is a predicted model, not a curated record. NCBI's taxonomy places the organism in Eukaryota, Viridiplantae, Streptophyta, Magnoliopsida, Dioscoreales, Dioscoreaceae.